UCGCGUUUCGUGCGGCCAGUUUUAAAAAUAACCAAAAACACCCGACCGGUCGCCGCCACCGAUACAGUGGUAGCCACCGGCCGGGAACUGUUGCCGAUUUUCGACCGAUGGUCACAGCGAGCUGCACGAGAGCGAGCUCCCCGUGUGCGACCGCGUCGUGUCAACCAGCACGUCCGCCGCUUUUCAGAAACUACGUGAUUGACUAUCAAACUGACGUUUUGUCGAAACCUUGUAACCAUUUGUGUCUGGUUUUUCGCGAAAAAUGGUUUUGCACGUUCGUGUCGCUUGUACCCUCGCUUCCUUUCACCUUGUACCCGCGGUUUUUUUUUCAGACGACGCGACACGACUGCUGAAUGAUCCUUCCCCAACCUCGAUUCAGUUUCACGAAUUUUCAGUUUAUGCUCUCUUCAACUGUAUCAACUAUAUUGUUGGCUUACAUCAUGCCAAUUACAUAAUUCGAAUUUGUUAUUUACUGUACUUUACUUUAUCUGAAAUUUCUCCUGCUAUGGGCCAUGGUAAUUUUGGCAGACUUCAUUUUAGAAUUCCGAUUUGAAUUUUUGUGGCCGUUCUGGCUACUUCUUAGAAGCGUUUACGAUUCUUUUAAAUACCAAGGCUUGGCCUUCUCUGUAUUUUUUAUUUGUAUCGCUCUUACGUCAGAUAUGAUUUGUUUCUUUUUCAUACCAGUACAUUGGUUGUUUUUUGCUGCCAGCACUUAUGUUUGGGUACAAUAUGUUUGGCACACAGAUAAAGGUGUGUGCUUACCAACUGUGAUGUUAUGGUUACUAUUUCUAUACAUAGAAGCAGCGGUUCGAUUAAGAGAUUUGAGACACAUGCCCUUUCAUUUAGAUCUCUGUCGACCAUUUGCAGCGCACUGCAUUGGUUAUCCCGUAGUUACGUUAGGUUUUGGCUUUAAGAGCUACAUUGGCUACAGAAUGAGACAGAGAAAACAAAAAGAUGUAGCAAAAGAGAAUGAAUUCUACCUACAACUGUUGCAGCAAGCACUGCCUUUAGAGCAACAAACCUCUACUACGAUACAACCAAUACAAGUUCAAUCACAAACGCAUAUUACAACACUAGAACAACAUGUUAAAUCACAAAAUAAUAAAUUAAAUUCGCAGUGCAAUCCAAGUCCUGAGAAAAGUAGAGGUAGAAACAGUAAUAAUUCUGUAGAAACAGGUGUACAAAAUGGUAGUUUACAUAUAGGUACACAAAUUACAUCAACAAACCAAAAUGUAACGACAAAAAAUAAUCAUAGAAAGUCGUUGGAUAAAGGCGAAAAGCAAGAAGAGCAACACAAUAAACAUAAUGUAACGAAUGUAUCACAAUCCGACAAAAAUGAUAAAAGAUUUAUACAUACAAAUGGCAAUACUGUUAAUCACAGUGAUAUGCAGUUCAUCGAAAGAGUUGGAUCUGUGAAUGAUUUUGAUGCAAAUGAAGUAGAAAAAGACAAAUUUAUUAAGGGUGCAAAUUGUGGGCACACUGCAGUAAAAUCACAGACUAAUGGUUCUGUAGCAGGAAAAUGGAACAAUAUAAAAGAAAAUCGAGAAUCGUCAUCCACAGUCAAUACUCAACGUGAACGAAAAGCACGUCAGGUGAAAGCCACAGUUGAUAAUAUAACUGAACAACAAAAGCAGCAAGACGAAUAUUGUCAAAGGUUACUGAUGUGUCGCAGGCUCGAAGCUGACAUAAAACGCCUGAAAUCAGAUCUACAAUCCAGUCGACAACUGGAACAAGAACUUCGUUCCCAGAUUAAUUCCCUACAAAAUGGAGAACGUCAAGCUAAGGGUGAUAUACAACAACUUCAGCACGAUAAUGAUCAAUUACAAAGCAAGUUACACGGAUUAGUAACAGCUCGUCAAUUAGAUAAACAAACAAUGUCUUCGUUGGAAAAACGAAUCGCAGAAGAGCGGAAACAACGCACUGCUUGCGAAGCAUCUUUGGUUUCCGAGAGGCGAGCGCGACGAGCUGCUGAAGAAGCACGAUCUGCAAUUCCGCCUCCACCUCCGCCACUUAUUAGACAAGAAUGUACAGAUACUUGUAAAAGUCGUAGGACACAAAUGGAACAAGAUCUCAAAAAUUUGCGCCGAGAACUUAAAACGAAAGAAGAUAGGUGCAGCACAUUAGAAAAAGAUAUAACGCGUUGCAAGGAAAAUCACAAAGAGUCUGAAAUUUUACUCAGUGCACUGAAUGCGCUACAAGAUAAAACAGCGCAUUUAGAAGACAGCCUAAGUGCAGAAACGCGUAUAAAGCUCGAUUUAUUUUCUGCACUUGGAGAAGCCAAACGACAAUUAGAGAUCAGAGAAAGUUUAAUUAGAUCUCAAGAAAAGGAAAUUGAAAUGUUGAAAGCAAAAAUAGCCCAAGAUUUAGCUGUGAUGCCACAAGACACGUUUGGACCUGCGCCAACCUGUGCGACAUCUAAACUUCGGUUAAAUAAUGAAGUACGAGUUGCAGGUACAAAAAUACGUUCAAAUGAAAGUCCCUGUCCAGGGUGUACAGUAUCAAAUUUGGAUCCAAAUGCGACAGCAUAUACACCCAAAAAUUCCCUAAUAGCGUCUACUGAAGCUUGAAAAAAAGAGGGAAAAAAACAAUUUUUUGUCACAUUAUGGCUCCACAAAAAUUGGGUAUAUAUUUCAUAAACAUGUUUCAGUCUGUUUCUCGAUGGAAGUUUAAAUAUAAACUUAAGUUUUAUACGUGCAUAUACUUGCUUUGUUAAGAUCAAAGAUUUACAUUUAAAACAUAUAUAGAACGAAUGAAAUAUCAAAUCCUUUUUAAUACUUAUAGCGUAGAAUAUUUGUGUAACAUUUGCUUAAAAAGCGUGGCUCGUGCUAUAAAUCUGUCAAAUUUCGUAACAGGAGAUAUCAUUUAUACAUGUCUUCCAUGGGAGGCUUCUAGAAACAUGUUUUAUAUCGUACUUGUCACCUGAAGUAAUACAACGUUAUUAACUACUUAUGACCAUGGGACGUGACUAAUACUAAAUUAAAAAAAGUAUUUAAUAAUUAGUUACGUUCUAUUAAAACGUGCUGUAGGUUGAUCUAAUAAGUACCUUCUUUUAAUUAUUUGGUACUUAUAACAGAUGAAGAAGCUUGAAACUAAAAUGAAAUAACACAGUGACACAAUCUAGUUAUUAUAUAGAUGGUUAUUAAAUUUUAAAUUGAAUUUAAUAUUUCUAUUUAGAUGGUAACGUUUGAUAAAUUUACUGUUGACAUUUAACAGAAAAACUGUAUAUUUUACUAAUUUUUUAUAGCGUUCAGAUUAUAUCAAUUUUCACGCAAUACUUUCUAUCAAAGGUACCGUAAUGUAGAUAUAAAAAACUAGAAGAAAUGAAUUAUAAAUUGGAUUAGCAAACGGCUAGCGGCAUAUCUUGUUUGUUAGAAAAAAACAGGAAAAAUUGAAGACUCGAUCUGUUGAUCUGAUCCUCCUACAGCAUAUGCCUAAAUUUAUGACGACUUGUUAUAGACACAAAUCUUAUUCAAGUCGUGAUCCGAAGCUAGUCCAGCAUACAAACUGUAUUUAAUGUCUUUGGCAAAUGAAGCCAUUUUAAGUCAUGUGAUCAUCCAAAACCAGCCAUUAAUAUACAUUAAAAAACCUGCCGUUAUCAUUCGUGAGAAUUGAUCUAAAUAUAUCAGAAACGCCAAAUUCAUUUCGAGAUAAUCACCAACGUAUUGAUACUCUCUUUUCUCAUUUCUCUACAUUUUUAUAUUUUUUAAAUGUCUCUGUAAAACUUUUUAGUUUAGUGAUACAAUUGUGUAUUGGCUUUCGAACGGUACAAAAUAAGUGUUAGCGUUAAUGAUGAUUUUUUUUUUUUUUUUUUUUUUAAAUGUGUACAGUGUUUUAUGUGAUAGAUAGAAAUUUUAUUAAAGAAAAAAAAAGUUUUUAAGUUAAGUAUAUUAUAAUUGGUAAUGAAAGGGUAGAUUUAUAUUUUACUUAACUUGUUUAACGAGCUUCAAGAGAUAAACUAAUGUGUAAUGCCACGUGCGCGUUUAUUUACUAUGAAGAAACUAUUAAGUCGUGAUCAAAGUUUAGGUUUCAAAACUUCAAAUUUUGAAUAGUAUUAACACUGAAAUUAUACGAUUUUUCACUGAGCAUUCUGGAAGAAUAAAGCAAAGAGUUUUCAAAAAUUUAUCUACAAACGUCUUCCUUUUACAAAUUUGAUGAAUACAUUCAAUUUAUACAAUGUGUUCCUUUUGUAAUGUUAUAAGUUUCACUCUUACCGACUCUAUUAUCAUAUAAUUUAGUGACAGUUAUCAUCGCUUACGCGUUUCUCCGUUUAUAUAUCGAUUUUAUACAAUUUUUUUAUACAUUUAAUUUAUAGGCUUAAUGUUCGAACGCAUUAAAUUCACUUUCUUUUUUUAUAACUCUUUUAAGGGUAAUAUUUAACAUUGAACAGUGUGAAUGUAUGAGAAUUAUCAACGCUUGAAUAUUUUCUGAGAAAAUAAUUACAAUUACAUUUCAAAUCCCUUUUGUUGAUAAACUAGUAACAUUAGAAUCUACAUUUAUCAGUAUAUUCCUUCCAAAGUACACUUAACAAAUUAAUUAUUUUGCAUUGAAACAGUUAAGAUGGAAGUUGUUUCAGAAGGAAAAAUGGCAUUACGUAUAAAAGAUCUCUCUAAAAAAAAAAGAAAAAAGAAACAUGAAUUUCACGUACGUUUUCAAAUCCGCAAGAAAGCCAGUACCUGCUUGCUUCAAUGGAACAUUAAUUAACGACUGGUUGAUAUUAUAAAAGUCAUUCUUCCAUGAUUGUAUAUAUAAAGCACUGUCAUGACAAUUUAUUAAUAAUAUAGUGGAUCAUGACCAACUAGUCAAAUGAAUUUCUAUAAGCACAAAUAUUUAUUAGAUAUCUAAUAUUCAUUUGAUAUUUCUGUCCUUACAUGGAAAAGCAAUAAUAAUUACAAAGUUUCUUCUCAUUAAGUAGAAUUGAAAGGAUUUAUCGAUGUUUUCGUCAAAUUGUUAGGUUCAUCGUUAAUUAAUUUCGUGUUUCUUGGAUGAUCCACGUACUAAGUAUAACUGCAGAAUGUUGAUGCACAAUAUGCAUACGUUACGGGUACUUUUCAAUUUACACGAUACUUGUAUUCAAAGUGCGAUUGUUUUUUAUUUAAAUUAUUCAUACGUAGAUUUUGGAAAUUGAAAUUAUCAUUUCAUUUGUUUACAAGGCUGUCUUUAUUUCACACUGUAAAAUAACAGAGAAGGAUCAUUUUUGCUUAUAAUAGAUUAAAAGCAUAUCAAUACAAAAGUCGUGUAACUCUGAGAAAACCUUCAUCAUCUUCUUCUUCUUCUUUUCUUUUUUUUUUUUCUAUUUUAUUACACAAACAGUGCUGAUACUUUUCAUUUUUAAACCUACAUAAAUUUAACAGUUUUUAAAAUUUAAUAAUUCACUGAUGUUGACAAUUAAACUAUAGAGGGACAAUAUGGUUACUUUAAUUUUAUAUUGAUGCAUCUUUGUAUUAGGUUUAUGAAGGAAACGAUACAGUUUAUUUUACACACAUAUUAGAGUUCGUUAUUCCAUUAACGAUCAUCAUCUGACUGGUAUGGAAAUUUGUUUUAUAUUUAAAAUUAAUUCCUUUGUCGUUAAGAUAUCAAUCAGACUUGUGUCUAUGUUAACUUGUAUCAUUAUGUGCAUAAGCCCUUAUAAUGUAAUUGAGAAACAGUGUAAAUAAUUACUUAAAAAUAGACUAAACGCAAAGGAAAACUUACUGAAAAUUGUUUGGGCACUUGCGUAGCAUAGUCAAAGCACGUUACAUGAAAUUUGUUAGUUUAAUUUAUUUUAAGUGAAAGUUCUUUUAACUCAUUUAUGAUUUACAUCCUUUGAUACAACUUUUUGACUGCAAUCAUUCUGUAUCAGACGUAAAAUUGAAAAAAGAAAAUUACAUUGAAAUUGGCCACUAUUCGUUUCACAAUAGCAAUGAAACAGAAUCAGUAUUAUGAUUCAAGAAAAAAAGAAAGGCACCAUAAAUGGACUAAAAUUACCAUCUUGUAUCAAAUAAAAUAUAGUAACUUGUAAAUGAAGUAGAGGUCAUCUAUGAUAAUUCGUUGUUUAAUUAUUAGUUUAAACGGAAUAUUGUGUAAAUUAGAUAAAAAAAACAGUUAUUAAAUUUUCACUAGUUACCAUAUUUUAUUUAAUAUAUAUAUAUAUAGAUACACACACACACAUACACACAGUUUAGUGUAAUGGUGGACAGAAAUUGGAAUAAUACUUUAAUAUUAAAACAUAAAUGAGUUAAUUUGAUAAAAGUGUUGGAAAUGUUUGCGUUGCAGUUACAAAUGUUGUUUCAAGAAACGAGUGCUCUUUUUUUUUUUUCCUUUUUUUUCAACGUAUCGCAUUGUCAAGUGCACGUUAAGUACCUGAUCAGGGUGUGCCGUAAUAUUUUGCGGCUAAUAUACUUAUCACGGAUUUAAGUCCGGUGUAAGGCUGGUUUCACGAAUGAAUAUACUCUUGCUAUUUAAUUAAUUCAUAUUGUUUUUUGUAUUGAGUUAAUGUGAUAUAUUUUAUAGGCAUAUAUAUACACAUCAUACACGCGCGCGCGCGCACACACACACACGACUCAUACUGUACAUGUUCACUUAAUUUCCUCAUAUAUAGCAUAUACACGUACAUUUAACCGUUCGGUGGAAAAAGAUCAGCGUAGCAAUUGUAUUUUACAAUUCGUAAGAGGCAUCGUAUCUUUCGGAUUAUAUCCACUUUAUAGUGAAAUCGCAAGAUUGUUUGAAGCGUACUAAGAGAACUUCUCUGUGACAAUAACGACACAUUGCUUUUGUUAUAAAUUUAAUUUAUAUAUUUCGUACGAGGAAUUUUUUUAUGAAAGUACCUAUUUUCUUCUUUUGUUUU
Frieseomelitta varia is the source of this 6823-nucleotide messenger RNA. Its product is annotated as macoilin-1. The transcript is spliced from 12 exons. Gene Ontology annotation, cellular component: rough endoplasmic reticulum membrane. Lineage: Eukaryota; Metazoa; Arthropoda; Insecta; Hymenoptera; Apidae. The record is from RefSeq and is a predicted model, not a curated record. Gene Ontology annotation, biological process: neuronal signal transduction. The coding region runs from base 513 to 2567 and encodes 684 amino acids.